CAUUGCCUCUGGUUUGCUUUAGUUAGUGUGUGAUCGACUGAGGGAGUUAGGGUAAAUGAGCCGUCCAAAACAGUACACAUAGCCAUUGUCAAAUAUGAACACCGUCACCAUCACCUUGUUCCGGAAUGAUGGGACUUUGGAAACUUCCACCGCGAAGUCGUUUACUUACUUUAAAACGAUUAAUUUUUCCAGCUUGAAUGUCCAAUGCUUUGAGCGCCUCUAUGAAAUACCAGCGCAAGGCAACGAGAUACUGUACCACCAUACAGGUGCCCGCAUCUUCGCCACCAACGAAUUAUCAUACGGUGACUCAGUGGUGGUCAGUGGAGGCGAGAUAUUUUCACCACUCAAGUUUGUAUCGCAAAUGCCAAGUUGGGCCCAGACGGACGAUGUCAACAGAAUUCUAGAGGAUGUGUACAGUGAUCAACAGAAGCAUAGGGGCUCGUACGUGGGCAGCCAGAGCAUGCCUGGCUUAGUGAUGGAGGGUCUGCGAGGAGUAUAUCCGCCUGAAAUUGACCUGCCUUCGCACUUUUCGACAAUGGUUAAUGACGUCAGUAGGGCAAAUUAUCCCUUGAUACGUCAUGCAAAUCAACAACAACAGUUACCUGGCAUGUCUUCUGACAAUAACGUCGACCAGCAACAACAAUUACCAAAAACACAAAGCAAUUUGUCAGAGCUAUUUGGGAAUAUAUAUCUUCCAACCAUCAAUGUUAAUUCUUCAGGCCUCGGCUCUGGUAUAACCAAUACAAAUGCAAUGAAUGGAAAAUACAACACAGCCAGUCCCAAUAGCAUGGACAGUAACCCACGGACUUCGCAACAACUCGAUCUUUUUUCACCGCGCCGAGAGGGUUCUUCAUCCAGUAUAAAUAUACCAAGCCCGCAUUCAAGCAUGAACAAUGUGAGCCCUACCAUGAACAAAGGGGGCCCCAGUAUAUUACCACUACCAGCAAGCCUCUCCCACUCAUCAUUUGCACCACAAGGACAAGGCUUGGUAAGCAAUAGUAUGAUGAAUCAACCAGCGCAAGCAAUCAGUGCCAACGGAUUGAGGACACAUAUCAGUCCGCAUCAGGCCAAUCCCCCCUUGCAAAACUUGCAACAAAUGCCUGAGGCACCGCGCACUAGUGUUUCCAGCAUUGCGUCGCGGUUAGAGUCGUCGAAAACGCGCACAACCGGCCUUGCAAAGUCCGGUAGUUCAGGUGAUCUGAGUUACAAGGGAGGCAUACCGGAUCGCAUCAGCAGUCACAAAGCGGCAGAACGGCGCAGCAGGGCGAAGUUAAAGGAUUCCUUGAAAAGUCUGUGUCUUUCUAUUCCAGCUCUUCGUGAGGUUCACAACCCAUCUAAGGCAGUCAUUAUGCAGCAAGCAUCCGAGUAUAUCAAGAACACCGUGGACAGCCUUGAAGAGGUUAAAAGUGUAGCUGAGAAAGAUAAAGAAGAGAAAGUGCAACUGGCCGCUGCCAAGGCCAGUGUUGAGCUUCAACUGGAAGCGGCGUCUAUUACAACCGUAGAGAUCACUGACUCGGAAGAACGCGUUGUAUUCGUCGAUCAUAUGUGGGAGAUUGUGAUGGGCUACAGUAGAGCGGAGGUUGUUGGAAGCCUCAUUCACAGUAUUGUGGAUUGCUCCUCGUGCCCAUUCAUGUCCGCCCGCGGGCAAAGUAUCAAGGCAGCAUUGGCUAACGGCGAGGAUUGGAAAGGUGUUAUGCUCGGAUCUAGGAGGGAUGGACAGUCUUUUGCAUGUGAAGCAACCACUACACCCAUCCCAGGGUGUGGUGGUUCCGGUUUCCAAUACCUGACACGAAGGAGGAAUUUUCACCUUCUGGCUACGGAUGAACAGGAAGAGCUCUGCUCUAAUCAGUUAUCUAAAACAAUCCAAUCGUCUGUACCAGUUGAUUCAGAGAGAGUCAGGCAAAUUAUACAGAAGGCCACAGAGAUGGCAAAAAAUACUAAGGUGAAACGGGAACCUUAGGAGGAAAUAUAAGUACAUAACAAAUAAGUAAACCUACGCAGGCAAUGUAUAAGAAUUUGUCGCUCUGGUUUCAAUUGAUAUGGUCGGUGUAUGGAUCCUUCGGCGAAAUUUGAAAAGAAAAACAGGUAUACAGUGAUACUCUAUUGCCGGAUUCCAGAGUCCUAUUGAUAUGCCGUUUCUUAGCUAUGUAAAAGAUCCACCGCGUAAGUAUUUUACCACGUCCGAGCUCUUUUGAGUUGGGAUACGUCAAUUUUAAAUGGUUUCAACACGCCCUCCGCCGUGGCAUUUCAGUUAUAACUAUUGUUGUAAAAGAAGUUAAAUUGGGAGACUGACGCUUCGCAGAGGGCUUCUUUGUUCAUCUUAUUAAAUAUUCUGAAGGUGGAACGGGAAAGAAAUAGUAGAGAUAUCAUAAUGGAUGUAUUGUGUAUGUCAUGGUCGUUGGAGUUGUCCGACCAAUUUAUCAUAUUCGCGCAUAUAUCGCUGAACGCUUAUGCGUAUUGUUUGAUCCUAAACACAGCCACUUGACAUGCACAAUUUCAUUUUGUACAGCGAUUCAUCUGCUUCGGGCCUCGUAUGAAAGUAACGAUGCAAAAUUGAAGUCUGAGUCGUUAUAGAUUCGAAUAACGAACUGUAUGCCUCGAGCUAAGAGCUAGUACUUUAAACUGUUCUCAUCGGGCUAGAAACUACCAGAAAUUCGCCAUUUUUGAAGAGCGUAACAUUUCGAAAUUCCUGUGCACAGUGGAUCGGUUUUAAUCGUCACAAUGGGUCUACAUGCUAUAAAUACAAAUUUACAUCCAGCAGGAUCCCAAUUCGAAG
Molecule: messenger RNA, 2776 nt
Organism: Sphaeroforma arctica JP610
Lineage: Eukaryota; Ichthyosporea; Ichthyophonida
Exons: 9
Coding region: 95-1960 (621 amino acids)
Biological process (GO): positive regulation of transcription by RNA polymerase II
Cellular component (GO): RNA polymerase II transcription regulator complex
Molecular function (GO): protein dimerization activity; DNA-binding transcription factor activity
Source: RefSeq, a predicted model, not a curated record